CAUAGAGAACAUUCACUGUUUACAUUUUCUCUCAUAAAAACACGACUUCAGUCGAUUCAUUUUCGAAAAGUCUUGAAAUUCCAAAAUUGUCUAUUGCAGUUUCUAAAGUCUAAAGUAAUAUUAUUCACAUUAUCAAUUAUUUAGAGCAUAAUGAGCAACAUCGAGAAAUACUUUGUGCGAGGAUUUAUCAAGUUUUUAAACAAACAAAUUCAGGAAAAGUCAGCCGAACAGGCAGAAAGCUUGGAAGUUGCAGUACAAUGCCUUGAGUCAUGUUUUGAACUCAACCAAGAUGAAUCAACAAACAGCAAUCCCUUGAAUAAUGUUGACUUAUUUGAACUCUUUAUUAACACUUACGUCACAGUCAAUCCUGAACGAAAAUCUGAAGCGGAACAGUUGAAAAAUGAUGGGAAUCGUCUCAUGAAAGAGGAAAAAUAUCAAGAAGCAUUAAACGCUUAUGGACGAGCAAUUGGAUUAGAUGCGACGAAUCCAGUCUUUUAUUGUAACCGUGCUGCUGCAUAUUCAAGAAUCGGUGAAUAUCAAAAAGCAGUUGACGAUUGCAACCAGGCAAUUCGUUAUGAUCCUAAUUAUGGAAAAGCUUUUGGACGUCUUGGUCUUGCUUACUCAAAAAUGAAUCGGCAUCAAGAAGCAAUUGAUGCAUAUAAGAACGCGAUUCGCAUAGAGCCUGACAAUCAGGAUUAUAAGAACAACAUGGAAGUCACUCAACAACGUUUGGAAGAACAACAACAAUCAGGUUCGGUUCCGAAUCUCGGCAAUUUAGGAGCUGGAUUAGGAGGCUUAGGUGGUGCUGCUGGUGGGAUAGAUUUUGCUGCUGCAUUAAAUAAUCCUGCUUUAGUCAACAUGGCAACUCGUAUGAUGACUGAUCCUUCGAUCCAGAACAUGCUUGGACAGCUUAGUGGAAUGAAUAAUGUUGAUGCACUUCUUGAGACUGGACGACAACUUGCAAUGCAAAUGAGCAGUGAAAAUCCAGAACUUUUCGCUCAAAUACGACAACAAAUGAUGGAUCAAACAGGGGAACCUGGUGCAGAUGGCACUCAACCUCCAAGCGAGCCUGGCAGCAAUCCUGAUCCUAAAGGGAACUAAUUAGACCGAAUAUAAACAAUUCUCCUUUUAAUUUUGUUUGAAGUGUUUUAUUUUCCAAUUAAAAUUAUUAGAAAUUAUUCUUUCUUAAUUGAUUUGAAAUCAUCGUUUGCUAAACAAUAAAAUUAUCUAAAGAAUAUUUGCAGUUGAUUCUGUUUUAAAUACAUAUAAGAAA
Molecule: messenger RNA, 1273 nt
Organism: Clunio marinus
Lineage: Eukaryota; Metazoa; Arthropoda; Insecta; Diptera; Chironomidae
Source: the annotation of a GenBank genome assembly